UACUUCAUCGAUGAAAGAAACUAGUGAUAAAGCUAGUAUCAACUGUCAAAGAAAAUUUCCCGAGGGCAUUUCAUCUUGCCAACAAUACUUAUCGUCACCGAAUUAUCGCCUAGUUGGCAAGGGAAAAGUGCACAACACUUUGGGAGAUUUACUUCACCAUAGACCGCUCCCAGAUGGACACCUGAAAGUAUCAGUUGAUGUUGUAUUAGAUCAUGAUGCGGUGCUACCGGCACCUGACAUGGUCUCAGAGACAACAUUUCUGCGAGAUGCAAUAGGGUCAUUUGUUGCAUGGCCCUCGGAGCUCAUUUUCAUUGGUGAUGAGACUACUCCUACAAAACCCGCAAUUAAGGGUAAAGGGAUUUUGCAGGAGGACGAGUCUGUUGCAUCACUAAAAGAGGUACAUUUAAAGUGUUAAUAUAUGAUCUGAAUCUAAAACUGCAUGAUUUUAUAAUUUACCUAAGUUAUAUGAUUUUUAGGUAUCUGCUCGAGGGUCACAACAAGUGACGCAGCAAGAUCGUAGCGUACCGCCCAAGGAAAAGGGUCCUCCGAAGGCCGUGGCAAAAAGAGGUGCUUUUGUGCCUCGAUACCGGCAUACGCUCGGAACAC
Molecule: messenger RNA, 606 nt
Organism: Vicia villosa (hairy vetch)
Lineage: Eukaryota; Viridiplantae; Streptophyta; Magnoliopsida; Fabales; Fabaceae
Exons: 3
Coding region: 11-415 (134 amino acids)
Source: RefSeq, a predicted model, not a curated record